AGAAAGAAAACAGAACAAAACAUAAAAUCUAAAGCAGACAAUCAGGUGAUGAGUCGCAAGCGUUAUCCAAAAUCAGAACCAGCGUUGACUUUUGUUCCUUCAAGAAACGUUAGCUAUUGGACUUCUCCUCUCCAUCUUCAUCACCAUUCCCAAAUUCACGGAUGACUCUUCCAUGGACACAUCAAUUUCUCAGUCUCCCCUUGCCCUUUCUGUUAAGCAUUUUUUACUGGUCGUAGAGCCUUAUAUUUUCUGGGUUGCCAAACGGGUCAAGUUUUAUCCACUCUCUUCAAUUUCGUCGCCCUAAUCCAAUCCAAUUAGGUGCGUGCGUGCAGACUUCCUUUGCCCGUUCCUCGCGCGAGACGCCAUCUCUACAGUUCUCUUUUUUUCUAUUAUGUUCGUAUGCUCGUCAUUUGCUUUUAUUCUUGCUCUUUAUCUCCAUAUUCCUCUCUCUCUCUCUCUCUCUCUCUCUCUCUCUAUAUAUAUAUAUAUAUAUGUGUGUGUGUGUGUUUAAUUAUGUUCUUACUGAUGUACAUUGGUUACAAGCGUUUCCCUGUUCAAUUGUCUUGAUUCUGGAGUUGGAAACCUGAAGUUUGAUUUUAUCUUAUCCGCAUUUGGACCCGGUAGAGAAGGGUAUUCUCUUGUUGCUGAUAAGCCUCUUUGAGCCUUCAGUUGUUCAAUUGCUUGUUUUCCGAGUUUGGGAACCUUGAACUUAAGAUUACAAUCAAAACCCACAAUUUGGUCUAGAGUUAUAUGAUCUGGACCUGGCAAGAUAGAGAACUUUCUUGUUUGUUGUGUGUUCACUAGAAAUCCCCUUGUCUUGCCGUUCACUUGUUCAAUUACCUCGUAUUCUUAAGAAUCCAAACCCAAAAUUUGAUCUUGUAUUAUAUGGAUUUGGCACUGGUAAAGAAAGGUUUUGAUUGUACCAAGAGGAGGAGGUGGGUUUUUGCGUUGGCAGCUUUAGGUUGUACAGGUUAUUGUGCGUAUAAGGUUUACCACUUGCCUUAUGUCGUUAAGAAGAAGAAUCGGUUGUUGAAGCUAUUUGGAGCCCUGAUUUCUGUUGUGGAAGCUACAUCAGAUUCAGCUGAGGUGAUUGGGGUUGUGUCAAGGGACUUGAAGAAGUUUGUCCAAUCCGAUUCGCACCAAAUCCCUAACAGUUUGAGGCAAUUUUCCAAGAUUACAGAGUCAGAGGAGCUUUCGGAGUCCGUGAUUGAAGUUACAAAGGCUUUAACUGUGGGAAUAUUGAGCGGGUAUCGGUCAGAAGCAAGGAAGGGUUAUGGGAUUAGUGCCAAUUCAAGCUUUCUGGAUCAGGUUUUGGAUAAACUAUUCUCUGUAGCUGGCUCUGGUUUUGCUUCGGUGGCUGUUGGAAGCUUUGCUAGGAACUUGGUCAUGGCUCUUUAUUCUGAAGCUGUGUCUAGUGGGGAAUCAAAUAGGAAGAACUCAACUAGUAUUGCCCUUGACGAUUCUAAACUGAAUUAUGCCCCAGAGUGGGUUAAUGACUUAAGCAGCGAGAAGAGCAAAGAACUCAUUGGUGGCUGUAUCCAGUUGUUUGUGAGCACUGCAGUUGCUGUUUAUCUUGACAAGACGAUGCACAUCAACCCGUAUGACGAAAUUUUCUCGGGGCUGACUAAUCCUAAGCAUGAAAGGGAAGUGAAGGAAAUGUUGGGUUCAAUUUGCAACGGUGCAGUAGAAACUCUUAUCAGGACAUCUAAUCAAGUCUUGACAGUAAACUCAAAUUCAAGUUAUCCAUAUCUAGUCAUCAAUGAUGAUCUUGGAAGUCAGACUACUGCUAGUGAAGACCUUAUUGGGCCAGCUACUGAGCUGAUAGCAGCAAAAUCAUUUGACAAUGAGCAUGGUGGGUGGUGGGCUAAUAAGAUAUCGUCUACUUUGGAAGUUCCAAGCAACAGGAAGUUUCUUCUUGAUUUGACUGGGAUAGUAACGUUUGAAACAGUUAGAUCAUUCCAGGACUAUUUGAUGGAGAAAAUGUGCGAUGGCAUGAGAAGUAGUUUCGGUGUUGCUCACGAGGCUGUUGUUGACAAGAGCGACGAAGUGUUCAGAUACAUGAGAGAAAAAUCAGCUGCCAUUGUUACAAUAUCUAUUGCUUUGUGCUUGCAUAUACUGGGCAGUCCUUUGAUUUUGGUGCCAGAAUAGGUUUCCCAUAUGUUCUCAUAAGAUUGGUGCCUGCCCUUUGUCUUGAAAGAUCUUUUUGCGGCUCCAUGUUGAGUAGCCACCAUGUUAAAAUGAUCUCUUUCAGAGCAUUGAUUUGGACAACGUUGAACACCUCCAAGUUUUCAGCAGUUAAAGAGAGCCAAGUUGGUCAGAAUACCAAGAACUCAGCUUCUUUUGGCAGUAUUGGAACAAGAGCAAUCUUGUUUGUAUGUAGCAUGCACCUGCUCGUUGGCACCAUUUCUUCGCCAUCUGCAGGCAUUGCAUCUAUUCUAAUGGGAUGCUUUCUUCUCCCUUGCUGGGUUCCCAAGUACUCUUAACCUCGCACUGAUCGAGUAUUUCAAUUUGUGUUUGUAUUCGUUCGAGUUGAUUCGACAAGGGUCUGAAGUAGUAAUUGCCGUUGGUUUCUGGCUUGAAUCACUGGUACUUCUUCAUUUAGAAGAAAGAAAAAAACAGAAAAUUUGAUUGUGGGCGAG
Messenger RNA from Diospyros lotus (date-plum), 2639 nucleotides. Its product is annotated as protein PHLOEM PROTEIN 2-LIKE A10-like. Bases 886 to 2148 code for a protein of 420 amino acids. Lineage: Eukaryota; Viridiplantae; Streptophyta; Magnoliopsida; Ericales; Ebenaceae. The record is from RefSeq and is a predicted model, not a curated record. The transcript is spliced from 2 exons.